Molecule: messenger RNA, 1483 nt
Organism: Eurytemora carolleeae
Lineage: Eukaryota; Metazoa; Arthropoda; Copepoda; Calanoida; Temoridae
Product: zinc finger protein 391
Biological process (GO): regulation of gene expression
Cellular component (GO): nucleus
Source: RefSeq, a predicted model, not a curated record
CAUUCCAAUGUAAGCCGUUUUUAAGUUAUUUAGAAAACACCACAGGGGGGGCGGAAAAUACUCCCCCCCCCCCUCCAGCGGGAUACGGUUAAGCAUCACAAAAGUCAUGUUCAUAAAAUGAAACCUUAAGAAAUCUUUGAAGAAAUAAAUGGUAAGGUUGAACAAAUGUGAUUUAGAAGUGGGAUCCCAAGGUAUUUUGGUGUGAAGAAUGGAUGAGCUCUAUUUUGAAAGGGCGCUUUUAUUCUCAAUCAGAGUAGAAAAUUUCUUAACAUAUAUAUUUGUUAUUAAUUUAUAUUUUCAGGCAAAAUGGAGCUUCCUUUUGAAGAAUUAGAAAAUGAUUUGCUAAUGAUUCAGAGAUUUAAAUUAAACAAAUACAUUCAGGAUAUUAAACCUGUAUCACAAGGAAACCAAGUGCUUAAGAAGAUAAUGAUUGAUCUUCUUGAACUUCAGUUUACCAUGGAGGAUAACCUGCUUCUUAUCAAAGAAUUAAAAUGCUUUCAUAAAGAAAAGGAUAAACAGAAAACAAUUCUGAACACUGCGCGGCAACAAAUCACAUCUAUAGGUUCAGUUAAUCAGCUGGGUACCACGUGGAUACAAGUUAGCGACAAUAUUGAAUCAACCCCUGCAGCAGUAAAUAUAGAUGAUGAAAGAAAACCUGAGCAAGAUAUUGGAAUGAAUGUAGUGGAAAAUUUUAUUGCAGUUGAGGAAAUAAAAUACCCUCUAGAAGGAGAUAGCAUUUCUCUUAUUAAAGAAGAAGGAAUCCCAUUUGGAGGGGGAAAUCUUCUACCCUGUGAAGAUGCAUUUUCCGUUGGAGAUGAAACUCUCAUGGCAAGGGGGGGAGAAUUUCCUCUUCCUGGUGAAAGACCUCCUCUUUCUCUGAUGGAAGAACACGCCUGUAUCAGCAAUAUGAAGGAAGAAGACAAUUUAAAAGAUGUUGAACGCCUUGGAGAUGGAUAUCAAUGUGAAUUAUGUAACUAUAAAGGAGCUUCUCUAUGCAAGUUAAAGCUUCAUAACUCUAGAACACAUGAGACAGAAGAAGAAGUCGAUGAAAACUGUCUGACUCCUGGUACUACUGGUUUAGAUGAUGAAAGAAAACCUGAGCAAGAUAUUGGAAUGAAUGUAGUGGAAAAUUUUAUUGCAGUUGAGGAAAUAAAAUACCCUCUAGAAGGAGAUAGCAUUUCUCUUAUUAAAGAAGAAGGAAUCCCAUUUGGAGGGGGAAAUCUUCUACCCUGUGAAGAUGCAUUUUCCGUUGGAGAUGAAACUCUCAUGGCAAGGGGGGGAGAAUUUCCUCUUCCUGGUGAAAGACCUCCUCUUUCUCUGAUGGAAGAACACGCCUGUAUCAGCAAUAUGAAGGAAGAAGACAAUUUAAAAGAUGUUGAACGCCUUGGAGGUGAAUAUCAAUGUGAAUUAUGUAACUAUAAAGGAGCUUCUCUAUGCAAGUUAAAGCUUCAUAACUCGAGAACACAUGAGAUAGAAGAAGAAG